This is a messenger RNA of Benincasa hispida (wax gourd), 1822 nucleotides long. It is a transcript of the gene UGD1, whose product is annotated as UDP-glucose dehydrogenase 1. Gene Ontology annotation, biological process: glycosaminoglycan biosynthetic process. Gene Ontology annotation, molecular function: NAD binding; UDP-glucose 6-dehydrogenase activity. The record is from RefSeq and is a predicted model, not a curated record. Gene Ontology annotation, cellular component: nucleus. NCBI's taxonomy places the organism in Eukaryota, Viridiplantae, Streptophyta, Magnoliopsida, Cucurbitales, Cucurbitaceae.
AGGACAAAGUGGGCCAUUUCCUCAGUGAAGACACAAAAAUCUUGAUGCAUUGCAUCUCAAUAUGUUCUUGGCCUAUAUAUAUAACAUUACAUCAUUUUUUGCAAAGCAGUUUUGAGGGUCUCCGAAAAUUCAAGAAAUGGUGAAGAUCUGUUGCAUUGGGGCUGGCUAUGUCGGUGGCCCGACAAUGGCGGUGAUUGCUUUUAAGUGUCCCUCCAUAGAGGUAACUGUCGUCGAUAUUUCGGUGUCGAGGAUCGAUGCUUGGAAUAGCGAACAGCUACCGAUAUACGAGCCAGGCCUUGAAGAUGUGGUGAAACAAUGUAGAGGGAAGAAUCUAUUUUUUAGCUGUGAUGUUGAGAAACAUGUUGGUGAGGCUGAUAUAGUCUUUGUUUCUGUUAAUACACCAACUAAAACUCAGGGCCUUGGAGCUGGCAAAGCAGCCGAUCUUACAUACUGGGAAAGUGCUGCUCGGAUGAUUGCCGAUGUUUCAAAAUCGGAUAAGAUUGUGGUUGAAAAAUCUACUGUCCCUGUGAAGACAGCUGAGGCCAUUGAAAAGAUACUGACUCACAACAGCAAAGGGAUCAACUUCCAAAUACUCUCAAACCCUGAGUUUCUUGCUGAGGGAACCGCUGUUCGUGACCUUUUUAAUCCCGACCGGGUUCUUAUCGGUGGACGGGAAACUCCAGAGGGAUUUAAGGCGAUAGAGGAACUCAGAGAUGUGUAUGCUCAUUGGGUGCCCGUUGAGAGAAUUCUUUGUACUAAUCUAUGGUCUGCUGAGUUAUCAAAACUAGCUGCCAAUGCCUUUUUAGCUCAAAGGAUCUCUUCAGUCAAUGCCAUUUCCGCUCUCUGUGAGACAACCGGCGCAGAUAUAACUGAAGUAUCACACUCGGUUGGUAUGGAUUCAAGAAUCGGCCCGAAGUUCUUGAAUGCUAGUGCAGGUUUUGGCGGUUCUUGUUUCCAGAAAGACAUUUUAAAUUUGGUGUACAUCUGUGAAUGCAAUGGCCUUCCAGAGGUAGCAAACUACUGGAAACAUGUCAUCAAAAUAAACGACUACCAGAAGUCCCGAUUUGUCAAUCGAGUUGUUUCAUCCAUGUUCAACACUGUCUCAGGCAAGAAGAUCGCCAUCCUUGGAUUUGCGUUCAAGAAAGACACCGGUGACACAAGAGAGACACCAGCCAUUGAUGUGUGCAAAGGUUUGUUAGGCGACAAAGCGAAGCUAAGCAUAUAUGAUCCACAAGUUUCUGCUGACCACAUCGAAAGAGACCUUUCAAUGGAGAAGUUCAAUUGGGAUCACUCGGUUCAUCUUCAGCCGAUGAGCCCGACCGCUAUAAAACAAAUAAGCGUCGAAUGGGAUGCUUAUGAAGCAACAAAAGAUGCUCAUGGAGUCUGCUUUCUAACCGAAUGGGACGAGUUCAAGAAGCUUGAUUUCCAGAGGAUCUACGACAAUAUGCAAAAGCCUGCGUUCGUAUUCGACGGUCGGAACAUUGUCGAUGCCGUGAAGCUGAGACACAUUGGUUUCAUUGUUUACUCUGUGGGGAAGCCAUUGGAUCCAUGGCUCAAGGACCUGCCUGCUAUUGCUUGAAACAUCAAGUGAAAUGCAGGUUAAUUCCUAGGACCUGUGUUCUUGUUCAUCAUCUCGAUAAAAUCUUUAGUUAUUUGAUGGUUUAGCGUAGAAAUCAGUAUUUGGAGUGGGAAAAAUGGAGAUAAAGUGCCAGUUUUUUAUCAUAAGGUUAAUUAUUACUAGAAAAUAUUAUAUUUGAGGCACUUAUUGUGUAAUUAUUACUGAAGUUUUAUAUGGAUUAGUGAUGAGAUUAAUUGACGAAAA